This is a messenger RNA of Macrobrachium nipponense, 6828 nucleotides long. Its product is annotated as glutamate receptor ionotropic, kainate 2-like. Gene Ontology annotation, molecular function: glutamate receptor activity; transmitter-gated monoatomic ion channel activity involved in regulation of postsynaptic membrane potential. Lineage: Eukaryota; Metazoa; Arthropoda; Malacostraca; Decapoda; Palaemonidae. The record is from RefSeq and is a predicted model, not a curated record. Gene Ontology annotation, biological process: monoatomic ion transport; modulation of chemical synaptic transmission; synaptic transmission, glutamatergic. The transcript has 19 exons. Gene Ontology annotation, cellular component: plasma membrane; postsynaptic density membrane. The coding region runs from base 320 to 3073 and encodes 917 amino acids.
ACAGAACACCUUCAGUGUGUGGCUGGCUUCUGUGGAAUACGGGACAUUCGGUAUUGCUUCUCACCUUUUUUUUUGCUUUUAGUAUUGCCUUUCGGUUAUUUUACGCCUUUGGUAUUGGUUCUCGGUUUGUGAUUGGACCGACUGUUUCGAACCUGCACGCGAAGUCUCGUUCCUAAAUAGAACUCUAGAUGGAGCGCAACCGAGCAGAGGGAGCCACGGAGCGAGCAUAAGUGACCAGGAAGAGACACUUACAACCCACCUCAUCCCCCCCAACCCCCCCAAAAAAAAGAAGUGAAGACUAGAACCCGUCGCCGCCAAGAUGAGGCUUGCCAUCUUCAACGCCAUCUUCAUCUUCUCCUACUGUACCUGGAGGGUGUUGGCUUUGCCUGAUAGCAUAAACAUAGGUGGCAUUUUCGACGCCAAUGACGAGAGACAGGAGCUGGCCUUCAGGUACGCCGUUGAGAAGAUCAACGCUGACCGCAAGAUCCUCCCGAGGUCGACCUUGAGAGCCCAGAUCGAGAAGCUACCGGCUGACGACUCCUUCCACGCUUCCAAACGAGUAUGCAAGUUACUGCGCAACGGGGUGGCGGGCAUAUUCGGUCCACAGAGCGAGAACACGGCCAAUCACGUCCAGUCCAUCUGUGAUGCCAAGGAGGUACCCCACAUCGAGACGCGCUGGGACUACAAAGUGACUGGGGACGUCUACUCAGUCAAUCUCUACCCUCAUCCUCCGGCUCUUAGUCAGGCGUACCGUGACAUUCUAAUGCAACUCCAAUGGAAGAACUUCGUCAUCCUGUAUGACAGCAACGAGGGUCUAGUGCGCCUUCAGUCUCUCCUGCAGGAGAAGGCUUUCAGCAUCACCAUCAGGCAGCUGACUUCAGAUGGAGACUACAGGCCACUGCUGAAGAGCAUCAAACGGAGUGGAGAAACUUGCAUCCUCCUGGACGUGGCCCAGGAGACCAUUUACACAGUGCUGAAGCAGGCUGCCCAGAUAGGUCUCAUGACUGAUUACUACAACUACUUCAUCACAUCUUUGGACUUCAACUUGAUUGACAUUGAGGACUUCCGCUACAGCAACACGAACAUCACGAGCAUUCAACUCAUCAGUCCGAAGGAUCCUCAAGUGCAGCAGAUUGUCGAUAGCUGGGUCCAGGGAGAGCUGAGGUAUGGAAGAAGUCUUCCAAUGCACCUCCGCCACAUCACGACGGAAGCAGCUCUGAUGUACGAUGCUGUGCACGUCUUUGCCAAGGCCCUCGACGACCUGGACUCCUCCAGUGAGAUAGGGAUCCACAGUGAGCUCUUCUGUGAAAGUGACCAGACAUGGAAGCAUGGCAACUCCCUCAUCAACUUUAUGAAAUGGUAUAGUUCCAGGCCAUAUGGAGCCGGGUCUCGCCCUUCCAGCCCCUACUCCAACAUGUCGAGGUAUCCCUACUAUGACAGAUUAGACGGGCUGACAGGUCUCAUUAAGUUCAACACAGAAGGGUUCAGGUCUGACUUCCAGUUGGACAUCCUCGAAGUGGAUGUCAAAGAAGGCCUGAAGAAGGUGGGCACCUGGACCCAAGCAGGAGGUGUCAACUACACAAGGUCUUGGGCAGAGGCCGUUGAAACUGUGGAGACGAAUCUGCUUAAUAAGACCCUUAGAGUUUCCAUAGCUCUGACCUCCCCUUACGCAAUGCUAAAGGAGAACCCAGAGCGACUGAAGGGCAAUGACCGCUAUGAAGGUUUCUGCAUUGAUCUGAUUGACGAGAUCGCUAAAAUCCGAGGGUUCAACUACACUUUCCACGAAGUAGGUGACAAGAACUACGGCAGCAAAGACCGCACGACUGGAGAAUGGAAUGGCAUCAUCAGAGAACUACUUGAUCAUAAAGCUGAUCUGGGUAUUGUCGAUUUCACCAUAACAUACGAGAGAGAGGAGGCAGUUGACUUCAGCAUGCCUUUCAUGAACUUGGGUAUCAGUAUCAUCUACAAGAAAGCCCAGAAGAAGCCACCCAACCUCUUCUCUUUCACCUCUCCAUUUUCUGGAGACGUCUGGAUCUACAUGGCCACUGCAUACUUAGGGGUGUCCGUUCUUCUCUUCAUCUUGGCAAGGAUGGUGCCAGAAGAGUGGGAUAACCCUUAUCCGUGCAUCGAGGAACCGGAAGAGUUAGAGAACAGCUUUACUUUACUCAACUGUCUGUGGUUUAUUAUCGGAACCUUCUUGUGCCAGGGAGGCGACAUUGCACCAAAGGCUGUCUCCACCCGCAUCGUGGCAGGAAUCUGGUGGUUCUUCACACUGAUCAUGAUCUCGUCUUAUACUGCAAACCUUGCUGCUUUCUUGACUGUCGAGAGGAUGGACUCCCCCAUCGAAAGCGCAGAGGAUCUGGCUAAACAGACCAAGAUCAAGUACGGGUGUAAGAAGGACGGCUCCACCUACAGUUUCUUCCGAGACAGCAACAUCCCCACCUACCAGAGGAUGUGGGCUGCCAUGAGCAACGCCCGCCCCUCGGUCUUCACCGAGAGCAACGAGGCCGGCGUCGAGAGGGUCUCCAAGUCCAACGGCAUGUAUGCUUUCCUGAUGGAGUCCUCCACCAUCGAGUACGUGGUCGAGCGCAAGUGUGACCUGACCCAGAUCGGUGGCCUUCUCGAUUCCAAGAGCUACGGUAUCGCCUUGCCUCCAGGAUCGCCCUACACUGGUCCGAUCAGCUCCGCCAUUUUGAAGCUUAAAGAAGAUGGUGAAUUACAUAUUCUGAAAACAAGAUGGUGGAAAGAACGGAAAGGUGGAGGCCGCUGUGUGACUGAGGAGAGCAAAGACGCUGCGAACUCGGCCGAACUGGGUAUCCAGAAUGUGGGCGGUGUCUUCGUGGUCAUGGUGGCUGGGUCGGUGGCUGCCAUCUUCCUGGCCUGCUGCGAGUUCAUGUGGAAGGCGCGGAAACUGGCCACUGAAGAAGGGGCCUCCUUCGGCGAGGAGCUGAGGAAGGAGCUGCUCUUCAUCGUGAACUGCAGCGAGAGUUCGAAGCCCGUCCGCAAGAAGUCGUCUCCGGCCGAGACCGACUCUUCCUCGAUAUACGACGAGUCGUCCUCCACUUACGGCUAACCGGCCGCGGAAGGACCUAUGUAUAGUCGCCCCGCGGAUAUGACGAGGACGACCUACUACGACGACGACGACUGAUUGAGAGAACCGAUGACGACCCGAUUAUCCCCGAUCGACCUAAUGACCAAUUCUGAUGAUUAAGCUGAUUCUGAAGACUCUGAUGAUUGUAAGCUGACUCUGAUGAUUAAGCUGACUCUAAUGACUCUGAUGAUUAAGCUGAUUCUAAUGAUUAAGCUUACUCUAAUGACACUGAUGAUUGUAAGUUGACUCUGAUGACUGAUGAUUAAGCUGACUCUGAUGAUUUACCUGACUCUAAUGACACUGAUGAUUAAGCUGACAUCUUGUGAGGAUUAGAUUUAUAUGAUAUCUCCUCUGACGAUUAAGCUGACUCUAAUGACUCUGGUGAUUAAGCUGACGUCUCAUGCGACGAUUAAAUUGAUAUGAUAUCCCCUCUGAUGAUUAAGCUGACUCUAAAGUUUGAUGAUUAAGCUGAAUCUAAUUAUUAAGCUGACGUCUCAUGUGAGGAUUAGAUUGAUGCAUCUCCUCUGAUGAUUAAGCUGACAUCCACCACGAAGAUUAGUUUAAUAAAUCUCCUCUGAUGAUUAAUUCUUGACAUCUCCCAUGAGGAUUAGAUUGAUCUGAUAUCUCCUCUGAUGAUUAAGCUGACUGAUGAUUGAGUUACGACUGAUGUUAGGACAAGAUUAAUAUGAUAUCUCCACUGAUGAUUAAUCAAUAUGAUAUCUCCUCUGAUGGUUAAUCAAUAUAUCUCCUCUGAUGCUUAAUCAAACAUAGACGAGGAUUCAGGUGUCAUUUCCUGUGAUGAUUAAUAUGAAUAAUGCCGUGAUGAUUAAUCUGACAUUCAUGAUGAUCAGUCUCACAUCUCCUCUGGUGAUUAGUCUGACAUUUCCUCUGAUGAUUAAUCUGACAUUUGUGAUACCAAUUUAUCAGGGCUCAAGAGAGAAAUCCCUUCUCCGAUUAUCUAAUAAUCAUGAUUAACCGAGGACUGAUAGCAACCUGAUAUCCUCAUAUGAUGCCAACCGAUCAUUGAUUGAUAGCGAACCGAUAUUUUUUUGUGGUGCUGAUCAAUGAGAGAUUGACAGCGACCCGAUAUUGUCUCGUGGGGCUGAUUGAUAAAGGAUUGACAGGGACCCGAUAUUGUCUCAUGGUGCUGAUAGACAGGGGACUGACAGCGACUGAUAUUGUCUCAUGGUACUGAUCGAUAAAGGAAGGACAGCGACCUGAUUUGAAUCCUGACAUUUGCUGCUAAAGUCUACUUAUUAAGGCUACGCAGGCUUGAAAAUACAACAAUGCAUUCGUUUGCAAUAAUGAGAAAGAGAAAUUGAUCAACCAGCCAGUUCUUCCUUUAUGUGCUGCCUGCGCUGGGUCACUAAUGUUGACUGCAAGUCUCAGUGAUGCUAGUUGAUUUACAAGGUAUGACCCAUUAACACUUUAUGCUCAGAUCACAUCUUAUAGGUCAAGGAAGCUCUGCACAGUUUUGCCUUGCAGACGUCAUCACUUCAGUAGGACAAUCCUUUCUAAUCUGAUAUGAUUGGUUUGGUACCGUAUUGAAUAAAUGGCGCCUCGUUGAUAAAGGUCAACGAAGAAUGCUCUCCUACAUCUUUCCUCAGUCAUGCACAGAAAGGAAUGACACAAUGAUUUUUUGGAGUAGACAUUAUUUUUUGACAGAUUUAUCUUUACCUUUAGGGAAUGGUCACCAAUGAAUGUUGUAUCCAUAUCUCUCUUUUAUGACCUAAGUUGGCUCAACUUACAUAUCAUGUUCUUUUGAGUGGAAUUCAAACAUUCUACAUAUUUAUGUUUUCUAUAAGAAACUCGGAGUCAGUCUUUGCUUCUAAUUAUAUAUAUAUAUGUAUAGGUCUUUGCCUCAACUAUAACUUGAACUGUGAUUGUAUUCCACUUGUAGUUUCUACAAUGCUCAUUGCUUAUCGCCUUUGAUUGUCCCUACAGGGAUUAGAAGACGUUGGAUGCUGUAGAAUAGAAGCUGUGUGAAAUCUAAAAUCAUAAAAAUACCUUAUGUACAUACUGAUCAGAUCAGUAUGUACAUAAGGUAUUUUUAUGAUGUCACUCCACAUAUAUUGUUGAUACUUGAAUAACUGAAUCUUUGUAAUGACCCUGGUUAGUAGAAAGGGGAACUUGUCAAUGUGAAGUUUGAGAUUGUAAUUUAUAGUAUUCCAGUAUUAUUUUAAGUGCCACGAUUUGCGAAGUAAAACUUUGCUUUAGCUGACUUUGUUGUGACGGAUGUAUAACAACCAAGAAUAGAACAUGCUAUUUGUGGCAAAGGUUUUAAUGCUAGUUUAUUUUAUUUGUAAGGUAGACAGUCUUCAGCAUUGGUUAUCAACAUUACAACGUGUUUGUAACACAUGAUAGCUACAGAAUUACUUGCUUCUGAAGUGUACACUUAAGUGAUUACUGUUCUGUAGGACUUAGGAUUCUUGUAAUCUUAGCAGUGAGCAGUUGUCUCAGCUGCUCACUGAGCUUACUGACCUCUGAAGAAGCAGAGGCCCUGUAAUAUAUAAUUUAUAUUAUUUAAAUUGUCAGUGGGUGUCACAUGAACUCGGUGGUUUGACGUGUUCUCCUGUUUCUGUCUAAAAACUUUUAAUUGCUUUAGAUUUUUUCCUGUUAUUAACAUCAUUCAGUAGAUACUUUUUGACAUAAUUUCAUAACAACGGUCUUCUGAUGAUAUCAAUAAUUAUUGUCAAUAACUACAUGAGAUCUUACCGGCCCUCUGUUGUCAUUUCAGCCCUUACCAUAAUACUGCGCCAUCAGCAGUCCCAAACGGCAACUGUCCUUAAUGCUCAAUAAAUAUGUCAUUAACCGCUUUUUGGGACUGUUAGCGAUGAUAUAUUUUGCCAUUAACUGCUAGGUGCCCUCAGUUUUGCUUAUACUACAAAUAUGAAUGGCCAUAUGCAAGAUCUAGUUGAAAGCAAUAGCUUAUUCGCUUUUACAGAGUUAUUUGUUUACACGUAAACGUCAUUGGCGCAGGGUUCAUUUAUUGUGUAAGGAGGAUAAUCCCAACUAUACAUUCUUACAAAGUUCAUAGUUUUCAGGACGAUUUGCAAAUCAUGUAACAAAAUUUACAAAAGCUUCCGCCCUGAAGACUGACCUCAUAUCUACCCCCGUUUGGUGCACUUGGUACUGACUAGCCGUUGUAAGUUUUAUUUUUUCGUGAAUUUUGGGAAGCAACUGUCGCUUUCAGCCUGUGAUAAGCACAGUUGCUACUGUUGUCUGCGACAGUUUUGAACAGCGACUUUUCUUGUACAUAAGUGUUAGUGGAAGUGUACCUUGAAAGAGGGAGUUUACACAUUUUUAUUUUAACUUUCUGCCGUUUCAUGUGACACAUUCUCUCCGUCACUGAUGUUCGUUGUUUUUUCGUAGGUAGUUCCAGUGGUAAAACCUCUGAUAAAACAUUUUGCCAAAAUAAAAAAAAAUCUUAGUUUGCAGCAAUCUUCACAGUUAACUAACAUUUGAAAGCUUAGGUUGUUUUUCUGAGUUUAAUGUUAUGCUAGAUCGAUGCAAUUAGUAUCAGAGAACUUUCACAGCAGGCUGCUUGAAGUGAAUGUGGUGUUUGUAUCUUACAAAAUGCUAAAGCAUCAUAGUAGAACUGAGUAUCUAAAUAGGUAUAUACACCCUACAGCAUACCUGUCAACUCAAGUAACUUAGUUCUUGUCAGAUAUAGAAUCAAUAUAUGUACUCUCAAGUAACUGAGUUCCUUUGAGAUUUAGAAUAAAUAUCUGCUAAGC